Messenger RNA from Magnolia sinica, 1575 nucleotides. RefSeq names its product guanosine nucleotide diphosphate dissociation inhibitor 2. The transcript has 11 exons. Gene Ontology annotation, molecular function: Rab GDP-dissociation inhibitor activity. The record is from RefSeq and is a predicted model, not a curated record. Gene Ontology annotation, cellular component: cytoplasm. The coding region runs from base 81 to 1157 and encodes 358 amino acids. NCBI's taxonomy places the organism in Eukaryota, Viridiplantae, Streptophyta, Magnoliopsida, Magnoliales, Magnoliaceae. Gene Ontology annotation, biological process: small GTPase-mediated signal transduction; vesicle-mediated transport; protein transport.
GUUUCUAAGAUUAUUUUAUAGCAUUAUAAGCUCCGCCGAACGCUCCUCUCUCUCUCUCUCUCUCUCUCUCUCUAGUCGCCAUGGAUGAAGAGUAUGAUGUGAUAGUGCUCGGUACAGGACUCAAGGAAUGCAUCCUCAGCGGUCUUCUCUCCGUCGACGGUCUCAAGGUCCUACACAUGGACAGGAAUGACUAUUAUGGAGGAGAGUCUAGCUCACUCAAUCUCAUUCAGCUUUGGAAAAGGUUUAGGGGAAAUGACAAGCCUCCUGCCCAUUUGGGCUCGAGCAGGGAUUACAAUGUUGACAUGAUUCCAAAGUUCAUGAUGGCGAACGGUACUCUAGUUCGGGUUCUUAUUCAUACGGAAGUUACAAAGUACCUAAGCUUCAAAGCUGUGGACGGGAGCUAUGUCUUUAACAAAGGAAAGGUUCACAAGGCUCCAGCAACAGACAUGGAGGCCCUCAAAUCUCCAUUGAUGGGCUUAUUUGAAAAGCGUCGUGCUCGUAAGUUCUUCAUCUAUGUCCAAAAUUAUGUAGAAAAUGACCCCAAGACGCAUGAAGGGAUGGACCUUACAAGAGUGACGACUAGAGAACUUAUCGCAAAAUAUGGUCUCGAUGACAACACCGUAGACUUUAUUGGCCAUGCUGUAGCACUUCAUAGAGAUGACCACUAUCUAGAUGAACCUGCAUUGGAUACUGUGAAGAGAAUGAAGCUUUAUGCCGAGUCUGUUGCACGGUUUCAAGGAGGAUCGCCAUACAUUUAUCCGUUAUAUGGCUUAGGAGAGCUACCACAGGGAUUUGCACGCCUCAGUGCGGUUUAUGGCGGAACCUAUAUGUUGAAUAAGCCCGAGUGCAAGGUAGAAUUCAAUGAAGAAGGAAAAGUUUGUGGAGUGACAUCAGAAGGGGAAACAGCUAAAUGCAAGAAAGUGGUUUGUGAUCCUUCAUACUUGCAAAACAAGGUUAGGAAGGUCGGAAGAGUUGCAAGGGCGAUUUGUAUCAUGAGCCAUCCCAUCCCAAACACCGAUGAAUCUCACUCAGUGCAAGUUAUUCUGCCCCAGAAACAACUGGGACGAAGAUCUGACAUAUGGAGGCGAUUUGCCAAGCUGACACCAAGUAGCUGGGAAAAGGCUAUGAUGAUGAUACAAAUGGGGGAGAUAGGCUAGCCCCACAAGCCCCUCUAGAUGCUCUACCCGUGCAAACCUAGCAAAUGGGCAGGAUGUCUGAGCCCUGUAUCAGGUGGGAUCCAAUUGUAUUGAUGAUGUGUUCAAAUAUUGAGGCUGUUCAGCCACCAGGUAGGCCACACGUGAGAAAGCAAGAAAAGCUGAGUUCUUUUAGACCUUCCGUGCACACUUAGGGCUUGCUUGAUUGUUAAAGAUCCUGAGUUUUAUAUGGAUGGUCUGUUCAAAUAUUCAGGCUGUUUAGCCACCAGGUAGGCCGCACAUGCAAGGAAACAAAGAAAAGCAUAAAAGUUUUUGUAGACCAUCCAUAGUUUUCACACUUCUGUGCCUUUACCUGAUAGUUAAAGAUCCUGACUUCUGUCGAAAUUCUCUCCAGUGGGUUCCACUUGAUAGGCGGCUUGGA